This is a messenger RNA of Aspergillus calidoustus, 730 nucleotides long. The record is from the annotation of a GenBank genome assembly. NCBI's taxonomy places the organism in Eukaryota, Fungi, Ascomycota, Eurotiomycetes, Eurotiales, Aspergillaceae.
CGGGGAUGCGGCCACUUGCUGCGGCUGCCAAAUUGGCUUGCUCCGUAAAUAAUUCUGCGCUUCCAGGUGUGGCCGGGUUCACGCGCGAAGUUCCAUCUAGCAUUUCAGAUUGGUCCGCAAGGCCUUACUGCCACGUUAGUCCCUUCUCCUGUGUUCAUGACCCAUCCGUUGUUAUUCCUACUUUAUUUCAGCGCGAAUGUGAGGGCAAUGGAGGUCUGAAACUAGCGACAUGCGGUGCUGCGAUUGAUUCUCCAUGUACUGUAUUUAGUACGAUCCCAUUCCACCCAAGUUGAUAUUUGAUCGUGAUAUGAUGCCAGGCUUCCAUCAUAGCCAUGCCCACAUUGUCUCUUCAGACCAAUAGAGUUUCCGCUUUUCGUAGCAUGCCUCCCCGACACCUCAAACCGUCGAUAUCUUCGUACUUUGUCUUCGCUUAUCCUCUGCGGGCCCCUGAACCUGCCAGGUGGUUGUUCCAUGUGGUCGUCUUCGUGGCCUCCUAUGAAAGAGUAUCCCCGCGGAUACCUGUCACAUCCCGGUUGAAUGGGCCAAGACGCAUUUUCCAACCAACAACUCAUGGCCCGGGGGCUCAGAAUCCCACUAUCAACAACGCCAGCGGCCUCAUGGGCCAAGGAAGGCCGGGCACUAGGAGUCGAUUUGGCCCCAAGUAGUCCUCGCGGUCGUGCAACGAAGCAGUUGGUGGUUGCACAGAAAACACCCUUGGCCGCGAGGCGGG